This is a messenger RNA of Dendroctonus ponderosae (mountain pine beetle), 4553 nucleotides long. RefSeq names its product disks large 1 tumor suppressor protein (gene dlg1). NCBI's taxonomy places the organism in Eukaryota, Metazoa, Arthropoda, Insecta, Coleoptera, Curculionidae. The coding region runs from base 241 to 3162 and encodes 973 amino acids. The record is from RefSeq and is a predicted model, not a curated record. The transcript has 23 exons. Gene Ontology annotation, cellular component: neuromuscular junction; neuron projection; postsynaptic density membrane. Gene Ontology annotation, biological process: chemical synaptic transmission. Gene Ontology annotation, molecular function: kinase binding.
UCUCUGACUUAUAAAAUCACGCUAUUCCCUUAUUUAGGGCAUUCAUUUCGAUCUAAUCGCGUUUCUAAAUAUUAUAAAUUUUGUGCUGUUUUGAAAUUUUCGUCGAUUUUUCACCUGCAGCGUUGUGGACUUUUUUCCGGGCAAGUUGUACGAUUCGCGUAAAGUGUUUACUAUUUAAGUGUGAUUUCUGGCAGUGAACUGGAUUCGUACGAAUUUCGACUGAUCGAGGACUACCUCGAGAUGCCAGUUAGGAAGCAAGAAGCUCAUCGUGCAUUGGAGUUACUGGAAGAUUACCACUCAAAAUUGGUUCGUCCGCAGGAUCAAACUUUGAGGCAGGCCAUCGAACGGGUUAUUAAGAUCUUCAAGUCUCGACUCUUCCAAGCAUUAUUAGAUAUUCAAGAGUUUUACGAACUAACAUUACUAGACGAAAACAAAUCAGUUCAAGAAAAAACUGCCGAAACCAUUCGGAUAGCCAACAAAUGGGAAUCAAACGACGGGCCCAUCAUUCCUGCGUACACAAAUAAUGAUGUGACAGGUAGCGCGUUAAUCACGACCAUCGGAGGACAUGAAAGUAGCCGAGAAAAUGUCUCCUAUGAAUACCAACUAAAGAGUCGAUAUAACGAGGACGAUGUUCCUCCACCUGCAUCUCCUCCUGUUCAAUCUAAAAUAAUCAAUACAACUGUACUCGUAGACAAUCACUCAAGGCAUGGUUCGCUGGAAACUGUUACAACCGGUCGAAGGAAAAGCUUUUCUGAAAAAAGCAUAACCAGUGAAUCUGCGAAGCAAACUUAUAGGGGCAACGAUAGCUGGCAAGGAAAUGACACCGAUCAAGCUCAUUCUCCUCUGCUGGGUCCGGGCGAAAAUCGUCAGCUUAACGGUGAUGAUGAAUGGGAGUACGAAGAAAUUAUAUUAGAACGAGGAGGUGCAGGUCUAGGGUUCAGUAUCGCUGGUGGAACGGAUAAUCCUCAUGUCGGCGAUGACACUGCCAUAUACGUCACGAAACUGAUAGGCGGAGGUGCAGCUGCAGCUGAUGGACGGCUACUUGUUGGCGACUCUAUACUGGGUGUCAAUGAACAGCCCGUGGUGGAUGUUCCACAUGCCGUGGCGGUAGAAGCCUUGAAGAGGGCUGGAAAUAAUGUUAAAUUGAGUAUUAGACGUCGACGGCAACCUCGUCACAUGAGACUAAUGGAAAUAGAGCUACUUAAGGGCAACAAAGGGCUUGGCUUCAGUAUCGCAGGAGGUAUUGGAAAUCAACAUAUACCAGGUGAUAAUGGAAUUUACGUCACCAAAGUUAUGGAGGGUGGUGCUGCACAAGUUGAUGGCAGACUGAUGGUGGGGGACAAAUUGAUAGCUGUCAGAGAUGCGGAGAAAGGAGAAGUGAAUUUAGAAAACGUAACACAUGAAGAGGCGGUAGCCACGCUCAAAACCACACAAGAUUGUGUAGUACUUGUAGUUGCCAAACUUGAUACUGGAUUCACAGCUCCUGCUUCUGAUACGUCUUAUUCGCCUCAAUUGUCAACUAAGGCGUCCCGCUGUUACCCAGAAUCGUUACAUUCUGCACAUUCAUCCAAUUUGGCCUUACAUCAGCCUAUAGGUACUCCGAGAGCAGUUAGCACCGAAGAUAUUACCAGGGAAGUUCGAACUGUGACUCUUCAAAAAAGCUCAACCGGUUUGGGCUUUAAUAUAGUCGGUGGAGAAGAUGGAGAAGGAAUUUUUGUAUCGUUUAUCCUUGCUGGCGGCCCAGCAGAUCUCAGUGGAGAACUCAAACGAGGAGAUCAGAUUAUUAGCGUCAAUGGAGUCAAUCUUCGCAAUGCGACCCAUGAAGAUGCUGCUCAAGCACUUAAGGGCACUAGUCAAACGGUAACAAUAGUGGUUCAAUACAGACCUGAAGAGUACAACCGCUUUGAGGCGAAAAUAAACGACCUCAAGCAGCAAAUGGCAAAUCCUGUCACGGGGGGCACCUUACUUAGAACCUCACAGAAACGAUCUUUAUAUGUUCGAGCCUUAUUUGACUAUGACCCUGUAAAGGACGAUGGUUUGCCCUCUCGAGGGUUAGCAUUCCAAUACGGCGACAUUUUACAUGUAACUAAUGCGAGCGAUGAUGAGUGGUGGCAAGCUAGACGGGUACUCGCUUCAGGAGAUGAACAAGGAAUGGGCAUAGUGCCAAGCAAAAGGCGAUGGGAACGAAAACAAAGAGCUAGAGACCGAUCUGUUAAGUUCCAGGGCCAAGGGGGUCAAGCUGAAAAGCAAUCAACAUUGGAUAGGAAAAAGAAAAGUUACUCAUUCAGUCGUAAGUUUCCGUUUAUGAAAAGCAAAGAUGAAAAGUCUGAAGACGGAUCUGACCAAGAACAAGCAUCUUUGUCUGACCAGCAAUCUAACGGUAAUGAAAAAACUUCUUCCACAUUUAUGUUAUGCUACACACAAGAAGACUCGAAUAAUGAAGGUGAAAUAUUAUAUCGGGUUGAGCUCCCUUACAUGGAAGAAAUUACGCUAAUAUAUCUGGAGAAUAGUGACAAUAUUGACGACUUUAGCAAUGAGGAAACCGUAUUAUCCUACGAAGCAGUACAACAAAUGCAGAUUCAGUACACUAGACCGGUUAUCAUUUUGGGACCUCUAAAAGAUAGAAUAAAUGAUGAUCUCAUAUCAGAAUUCCCAGAGAAGUUUGGCAGUUGUGUGCCUCAUACUACUAGACCGAAACGUGAAUAUGAAGUUGAUGGUCGCGAUUACCAUUUCGUUGCAUCACGAGAACAGAUGGAAAAAGAUAUUCAAAAUCAUCUAUUUAUUGAAGCAGGCCAAUACAAUGACAACCUGUAUGGAACUUCAGUGUCAUCAGUAAGAGAAGUAGCAGAAAAGGGAAAGCAUUGCAUUCUGGAUGUUAGUGGAAAUGCAAUUAAGAGACUGCAAGUGGCACAGCUCCACCCUGUGGCAAUAUUUAUCAAACCGAAGUCUGUGGAAUCUAUAAUCGAAAUGAACAAGAGAAUGACUGAAGAACAAGCUAAAAAAACAUUUGAAAGAGCUUUGAAAACAGAACAGGAGUUUGGUGAAUAUUUUACAGCUGUAGUGCAAGGCGAUACCCCAGAAGAUAUCUACGCUCAGGUUAAAGAUAUUGUAAACGAGCAAUCUGGCCCAACUAUCUGGAUCCCGGCUAAGGAGAAACUGUGACCCCAAGCCCCUGUAUGGAUAUUUCCCUCGCGCUCUCCACGUAUUUAGACAUGCAUCUUCGUAAUAGAUCGCAAGUUACACCUAAACUAGCAUCACGUAAUUAUUGCACUCUAUUUCUUGCGAAAAGCUGUAUGCCUUUUGAUCGCUUUUGCAUAAUGUAUUAAAAGUAAGAUGUUGUGAAAGUUUAAAUCAAUAAUUUCAUUUCGUACGUAACUGUUUAUCCAAACAUCGAACCAUUUGCAAACCAGGAAUAUGAAAAACUGUUGCCAUUUUAAGACUGAUGGUGAAAAUUAUUCAAGGAAGAGGUACCUCAUUUCACACUGCGCCGGAUUAUCUAAUCAUUAAUCGAUCUUCAGUAGAUUCUUAUUUCAAAAUCAACAUAUAAGAACACGCUAAUAGCAUAAAAGCAUACUUUUAUAAUGAAACUUCACAACAUUUUAUCCAAUAUUUGAAUAAUUCUUAUGCUACGAACGCAUACCUUGGUUGCUUAAAAGACGAUUCUAAAUUAAUCGGUAUCAAAGUUAAUUGUAAAGAGUUAAAGUGCAGGGAUCAAUUUGUAUGGAAUUGACAAAAUGACAGGAGCCUUAGAAGCAUGUAAACGCGGCAGUGAAUCUCAAAAAAUAAUGUUAAACACUCUUACAUUGCUAUAUAGUUAUACAAAGUAGUUUAAUUAUUACUUUUAAGCGUUGAAUAAGGAUUAUAAAACAUUCUAGGCAAUUAGUAUUUGAUUUACUGAAUUUACUUCCGAGAAAUAUUUGCCACAGAAUAUUUCCAUUAAGAGGAGGUGAAAAUACGCUUUACGAAUGAAGUAUACUCAAAAGUAAAAAUUUGUAACGCGCUUUGCGCUUUUAAGCAACCAAUCUCCCAUUUUAUGUAAUUUAGAAACUACACAAUUAAAUUCAUAGUUAACAUUGUUAAGUCCGGAUUAGUAUUAUGUAAUACUUUUUGUUUAUUAAAGCAAUAUUGAACUGAUUAGUUUUUGCCACUUGUUCCUAUGAGUCCUUGAUCAUGUAAAAAAUGAGUAUAUGUGAAAAUUUAAACAAUGCGCCAAUAGUAGUGGCACAAACUAUUUCCCGAUUUUGCUUCUUUUCUACACUCGCUAAUGUGUGGUUCAGGAUUUUAAUAAAAUUAUUGUACUUAUUAUUAUGUAGGAACAGUUUGAAUUUUCUUGUUACCAGCUAGCUUAUAAAUUAAACGGUUUGUAGUGUGAUGUAUUAUAAUAUUAAACUUUCGGGGUAUACCUGCCAAUAAUAGUAGAAAAAUUAUACGAGAUAAUGAUGUAUAUACACAAAAUAUCUAUGUGUAGUGCGUAACAAAAUAAUAUUAUUGUUAUUAAAGAAAGUUGUCACUUAACUUAUUUGAGUUAUUAAUAAAACAGAUUUUACUAAUAA